UGCAGUGGAAACUUGGAGCCGCGGUGUGUGGCAGGCGGAUGCAGGAGCAGAGAGCAGCUGGAGAGAGGAACACUCAAAGGACGUGGUGGGGCACUGCUGGGACAAUGCAGCUCCUGGCUUGGCUAAUAGUAGCCAUUUGCCUUCUCCCUGGGGUGACUACAACCCAGCACCAUCCAGGGCAGCCCAUGGACAGCGCCAGCCUGGGAGGUGGCCUGCAGGAACCAGAGGCCCCGGAAGUGAUGUUUGAGCUGCUCUGGGCUGGGUUGGAGCUGGAUGUCAUGGGGCAGCUGCACAUCCAAGAUGAGGAACUGGCAUCCACACACCCAGGCCGCCGACUCAGGCUUCUCCUGCAGCACCACGUGCCCAGUGACUUGGAGGGUGCUAAGCAGCGGCUGCGGCAGUUCCAGGACCUGCGUAAAGGGCCUCCUCUUAGCCCUUGGGACUUUGAACAUCUGCUCCUCACAGGCCUGUCCUGUGUCUACCGGCUCCACAAGGCUAGUGAGGCUGAGGAGAGGGGUCACUGGGCCCAGGUCUUUGCCCUGCUGGCACAGGAAACACUCUGGGACCUGUGCAAGGGCUUCUGCCCCCAGGGGCAGCCCCCUUCUCUGGGGCCCUGGGCCUUGAUCCUUGACCCCUUUCCCUGACCCUCCCCCUUCACCUGCCAGCCCACGACUGCCCCCCAACUCGUGGCCCAAGACAGACCCAUCCUGGGCAGCGGCUUCCAUCUGGCACCUGCUUCUUCCCGCUAUGUACAGGUCUCUGGGCUUGGACUGGACCCUGGACCCAGCUUACCUGUCCUGUCCUCCAUUUUCUUUCCUGAGCCCUGGUAGACUAAGAGCCUGGGUCUCAGGCAGCAGACACAGAGCUAAAGGCAGGACUUGCAGGUGUGGCAAUGUGUGAGUGUGUGUUGGGGUCACGGUUGAGGAGUGUGUUCAAGAGAUGCUGAAAAGAAAUUGGCCCCCAAGGAAGGCCAAGUCAGAGAGAGGCUCCAACUCCUACCCUGGCAGUCUGUGACAAGUCCUACGGGAUCUAUGGGAACCUUGUGAAUGGUCAGCACCCAGUUCUAAUUUGGGACUCCGGUGCAACUGAUGCUCCGGAGUCCCUGUGUCCAUCUGGACAAGAACAGACUGGACAUUUUUAGUUUGGUAUGCUCCAGGAGUGGAGGAAUGCUGGUGGAAGAACAUUACCUUUUCUUGGUGGAGGUGGGAGGGGGACAGGUUUUUGGUCCCUCUCAACCAGGCUCAGAUGAACACCUCAGAGAGAGAAGUGAGGCUGCGAGGGGCCUGGCUGAGAGAGACAAGCGGAGGCUGGCUGGUGUGUGGUCCUGCUCCUGUGUAGCUGUCCCAUAAAGUGUUCUGUUCUGGC
Molecule: messenger RNA, 1365 nt
Organism: Nyctereutes procyonoides (raccoon dog)
Lineage: Eukaryota; Metazoa; Chordata; Mammalia; Carnivora; Canidae
Gene: FAM180B
Product: family with sequence similarity 180 member B
Exons: 3
Coding region: 39-644 (201 amino acids)
Source: RefSeq, a predicted model, not a curated record